UAGUGUGGAGUAUCUCACUAUAAAUAAUCAACCAGCCUCUUUCUUCUCUCUCUUCGUCCUCCUCACUUCCUGGCGCUACUUUCUUUCAACUUUCGAUUCUUUCUCUCGAUUCUCGCAUCGUGAAAGAGAAAAAGAAAGAAAGACAGAUUCAAACCUUCACCUUCGCCUCCGCACUCACCUUCACUUGAGAUGUUUUCCAUCAAACAGAUUUUUCCGAUACACUACGAAGGACAAGUCUCACGUCGCCUUCUACAAGCUUCUCAUUCCGGUGAUCUGUCCUUAGCUUCCGAUUGUAUUUCCGAUCCCUCUCUUGACGUCAACUUCGCAGGCGCCGUUACUUUGAAGACUAGAAGCACCGAGUUACUUCUGAUCCACGAAUCAUCCAGUCAGGUCAGCUUCGGGAUUAAGGAAUUCGUCUCUGACGUCACGCCUCUUUUCCUCGCGGUUCAUGCCGGAAAUGCCUCACUCGUCCGAAAGUUACUGAGUGUGGGAGCUGAUGUAAAUCAAAAGCUCUUUAGAGGUUUUGCAACUACUGCUGCAGUGAGGGAGGGCCACCUUGAUAUUCUUGAGACCUUAAUUAAAUCAGGGGCAUCACAACCAGCUUGUGAAGAGGCUCUUCUAGAGGCAAGCUGCCAUGGACAAGAAGGAUGUGCGGAAUUGCUCAUGAGCUCUGAUUUGGUCCGACCUCAUAUUGCUGUACAUGCACUUGUGGCCGCAUGCUGUCGGGGGUUUGUCGAUGUGGUUAAGACACUCAUAAAGUGUGGUGUGGAUGCAAGUGCUACGGACCGGGUGCUUUUACAGUCACUUAAGCCUUCUCUCCACACAAAUGUAGAUUGUAAUGCGCUAGUUGCAGCUGUAGUUCAUAGGCAGAUCCAUGUUGUCAGUUUGCUCCUUCAGAAUGGUGCUACGACAGAGUUUGAAGUGAGGCUUGGAGCAUGGUCAUGGGACAUUUCAACUGGUGAAGAACUCCGUGUGGGUGCUGGACUGGGAGAACCAUAUGGUAUCACCUGGUGCGCAGUUGAGUAUUUUGAAAAUAGUGGUGCUAUAUUAAACUUACUCUUGCAAUAUGUUUCCUCAAAUAGUUAUCACCAUAGAAGAACCGUUCUACACCAUGCUAUCCUCUGUGGCAAUGUCGAGGCUGUUAGGAUACUCUUAGAAUGUGGUGUCAAUGUGGAAUCCCCAGUCAAAACAACCAGCAAGACCAAGUUCCUUCCUAUACACAUGGCAUGUCGUCUAGGCUUACCAGCCAUAAUUCAUUGCCUUAUUGAUUUUGGUUGUGACUUGAAUUCUUUAACAGAUUCUGGUGACACAGCUCUGAUGAUUUGUGCAAAAUAUAAGCAAGAGGAGUGUCUUAAAGUACUGACAAGGGCUGGUGCUGAUUUUGGCUUGGAGAAUAUUGCAUGUCAAUCUGCAAGUUCACUUGCCGAGUUGUACAACUGGUCACAUGAUUUUCAACAAGCAGUGUUGAGUGUGAUUAAAAACGGCAAGAUACCCAAAUCCAGCAAUACUUCCACCUUUUCCCCUUUGAUUUUUGUAUCUAAGGCAGGAGAUACUGAAGCAUUGAAAACUGUCAUCGAAUCUGGAGAAUUUGAUCUUGACUAUCAAGAUUAUAGUGGUUUCUCAGCGGUUAUGCAUACAGCCGUGAAAGGUCACGUUGAAUCAUUUCAAUUGCUUGUAUAUGCUGGAGCCGAUGUAAAGUUGUGCAAUAAAUCUGGUGAAACAACAAUAAUGCUAUCUGAAUUGAAUAAUAAGAGUGAUUUAUUUGAAAAGAUCAUGCUUGAAUUCGCACUCGAAAAGGGUAAUAGAAAUGCUGGUGGCUUCUAUGCUCUACACUAUGCAGCUCGUCGUGGGGAUUUGGAUGCGGUUUCAUUGUUGACCAACAAAGGCUUUGAUGUCAAUGUUCUAGAUGGAGAAGACUACACGCCACUUAUGUUAGCAGCAAGGGAAGGCCAUGCAUCCAUUUGUAAGCUUUUAAUUUCAUAUGGGGCUCAUUAUAAUGCUAAAAAUACAAGAGGCGAAACUGCACUUUUACAUGCAAGGAAAUUCGGUGGAGGUAAAAACGAUGCUGAGGGUGUUAUACUAGAUGAGUUUGCUCGUAAAUGGGUAUUAGAUGGUGCCUACGUUCAAAAACACACAAAAUGUGGUAAGGGCACCCCACAUGUAAAACAAUUAAGUAUGUUGGGUUCAUCAGGCGUUCUUUGUUGGGGUAAGUCAAGCAGGAGAAAUGUGGUGUGCUGUGAGGCAGAGUUAGGGCCAAGCUCCAUUUUGUGUAGAAAUAGGUACAACAAAGGUGAUGCAGAAGUACCUGGAAUGUUUAGGGUGCUUACUAAUAAGAACAGGGAAGUGCAUUUUGUCUGUGAGGGAGGGUUUGAAGCUGCUGAGCUUUGGGUGAGGGGUAUUAAACUUGUAACCAGAGAGGCUAUUUUUCAUAAGCAGAGAGACAUAUAAGUUGUAGCAUCAAUAUUUAUAGUAGGAUGUAUAUAGAUGUUUCCUGCUAGAGGCAAUACUUCAUUUCGAAGUAUUUUUAGUCACGUUUUGUAUUGUAAAGAUUUUGAUUAGUUUUUGGUACGUCAAAGAGCUGAAACACGAAAUUACAGUAGCAUUUUUUUGUUAUUACAUCGGUUUGUCUCAUCGGGAUGCGCUUGCGGUGUUGGACGACAACAUCGUUGACAGGAAGUUGAUGUUUUUUUUUUAACUCUGUUGAUAUCUGUUGUUGGCUAAACUUGAGUUUCACUAUGAGAUUUUGAUAACAAAUAAAUGCAGCAAUUUUCCAGUGAAAGCUAAUCAAAUAAGUAGCAGUUGUUUUUGUGUGAUUGAAAAUAUUGUACUAUUUGUUUCACUAGGAAAUAAAUGAGAGUGAUGUUUUGGAAAA
This is a messenger RNA of Lathyrus oleraceus (garden pea), 2872 nucleotides long. RefSeq lists its product as uncharacterized. Lineage: Eukaryota; Viridiplantae; Streptophyta; Magnoliopsida; Fabales; Fabaceae. The transcript is spliced from 4 exons. Bases 190 to 2448 code for a protein of 752 amino acids. The record is from RefSeq and is a predicted model, not a curated record. Gene Ontology annotation, molecular function: protein binding.